AAAAGACCGAAAACUUCGUUCAAGUCCCAAUUUCUAUUCUAAUUUCUAACAAAAGAUAAAGCCUUUACCGCUGGAGAGAGAGAGAGAGAGAGAAAGUAAUCGCCAAAGAGGAAAACAAUAAUCUCCAUUGCCGCCGAUCUUUCUCGAAGAAGAAAUUCCGAAGAAGAGAGUUUCUUCACUGCGCUCGUUUCUUCCGAUCCGAUCUGUUUUGUCCCGUGAACGGAGUUUUUUUCCACAAAUACAUUCGCUUGUGGUUUUUUUUGACGACAUUUCUGCGCGUUUCCAGCUUGAGUGUAGCUGAAUCGGUGGCAUAAGGACCUGUUGUUGGUAAAGUUUGUUUCUUGGAAUAUUUUGCCUGCGAUUGGUGAAUUUUAGGGUUUUGUGGUGAUAUUUUGGAAUAUUGAGGAGACAAAGAUGUGGAUCGUUAGCUAGGGCUAGGGUUAGUGAAGUUAGUGUGUAGAUUUUUUGGUGUGUAUGAGGAUUUGCUGCUUUGCAUUUUUAUGCUUUGGAGAGAAAGAGGAGGACAGUGUUGCUACGUGUAAUUUAUGUUAUUUUUAUUGUCGGAAUAAGGAGGGCAGCUAUAUGAGGGAGAGCCUUUUGGGAAAUGCGAUCGAGGAUAUGGAUGAUAAUGAUUCUGAAUUAGGGUUUUGGGCUAACUUUCACAAUGGUGGUGGUAGUGGUAGUGGUUUAGGUCUACGGGUGGAUGGCGAGCGAGCUGACGAGGAGGAAACAAACGAAAUGUUUGAUCUUGAUGGCGAAUCGAGUAAAAAAAGUGAGGAUUUCCUGCUGUGGCUGAAUGACGUGAAGACUAGAGGUGCUGCUGAUGGCGCUAGUGGAAGUCAGGAGUUGAAAGUGGAUGUUAAUUUAAAUUUGGGAUUAGGCGGCGAGCCUUCAUCUUCGACAGCAAUGGUUGCCACGGGAAGAGAUAGUUCUGAUCGUGAUUCGCAGAAUAAACGUCCCAAAGUUCAUUCUUUUUCUCUGGACUGGGGCACUCAGUUUGAGAACGAAUUUCAUUACCUUCGUCCCCAUCACGACAAGUUUGAUGAUGGGGAUUUGCCUGAUUCUACUAUUGGCGGAGACGAUGCAACAAACAAUAUUGACGCUAAUAAGAUGGACAAUAUGGAAGUUCGGAUGGAUCUGACUGAUGACUUAUUGCAUAUGGUUUUCUCUUUCUUAGAACACAUUGAUCUUUGCCGAGCUGCAAGGGUUUGCCGGCAGUGGAGAGAUGCAAGUUCUCAUGAAGAUUUCUGGCGGUACCUGAAUUUUGAGAACUGCUACAUAUCCGUGCAGCAAUUUGAGGACAUGUGUCAUCGAUAUCCCAAUGCUACUGCAGUGAAUAUUUAUGGUACCCCUGCUAUCCAUCCCCUAGUGAUGAAAGCCAUCUCUUCACUUAGAAAUCUUGAGGUUUUGACCUUGGGCAAAGGCCAGUUAGGGGAAACCUUUUUCCAAGCAUUGACAGAUUGCCACAUGUUGAAGAGUUUAACUAUCAAUGAUGCUACGUUAGGUAAUGGCAUUCAGGAAACCCCCAUAUAUCAUGAUAGAUUGCGUGAUCUUCAGAUAGUGAAAUGCCGUGUGGUUCGCAUCUCUAUCAGGUGUCCCCAGCUCGAGACCUUGUCCCUAAAGCGCAGUAGUAUGCCACAUGCUGUUCUGAAUUGUCCCCUUUUGCGUGAGCUUGAUAUAGCUUCCUGUCACAAGCUUUCAGAUGCUGCAAUCCGGUCAGCUGUGACAUCAUGCCCACUCUUGGAGUCUUUGGACAUGUCCAAUUGCUCAUGUGUCAGUGAUGAGACACUACAAGGAAUAGCUCAGCAUUGUGUACAUCUCCGCAUUCUUGAUGCUUCAUACUGCCCAAACAUCUCUCUUGAAUCUGUGAGGCUUAACAUGUUAACAGUUCUGAAACUUCAUAGCUGUGAGGGUAUAACAUCGGCUUCAAUGGUUGCCAUAGCUUCCAGUUCUUUGCUUGAGGUUCUGGAGCUUGAUAAUUGCAGUUUAUUAACAUCAGUAUCUUUGGAUCUGCAACGCCUGAAGAACAUAAGGCUUGUACACUGUCGGAAAUUUAUUGAUUUAAAUUUAAGGAGCAGUGUGCUGUCAUCGAUCACAGUUUCUAAUUGCCCCUCGCUCCAAAGAAUCAGUAUUACAUCGAAUGCACUCAAAAAAUUAGUUUUGCAAAAGCAAGAAAGCUUAACGACCUUGGCCCUGCAAUGCCAUUCUUUGCAAGAAGUGGACCUCACUGAAUGCGAAUCUUUAACGAAUGCAAUCUGUGAAGUUUUCGGUAGUGGAGGAGGCUGUCCCAUGUUGAGAUCAUUAGUUCUUGACAGUUGUGAGAGAUUGACGACAGUUAGUUUCCAAAGUACAUCUUUGGUUAGUCUUUCACUUGGUGGUUGCCGUGCUAUAACCUCUCUUGAACUCAAAUGUCCUUACCUAGAGCAUGUCUCAUUAGAUGGCUGUGAUCAUCUUGAGAGUGCUUCAUUUUCACCUGUUGGUCUCAAGUCAUUGAAUAUGGGAAUAUGUCCCAAACUGAAUGUGCUCUAUGUUGAAGCACCAUUGAUGGUUUCACUUGAACUAAAAGGCUGUGGUGUAUUAUCUAAAGCAUUCAUCUAUUGCCCUCUUCUUACAACUUUGGAUGCAUCUUUCUGCAGCCAACUCCAGGAUGAUUUCUUAUCUGCUACAGCAUCUUCAUGCCCGCUUAUUGAAUCAUUGGUCUUGAUGUCAUGCCCCUCUGUUGGCCCUGAUGGUCUUUCAUCUUUACGCUGCCUUCUCAGCUUGACUUACCUCGAUCUUUCGUACACCUUUUUGGUUAAUCUGCAACCUGUUUUUGAUUCGUGCUUGUAUUUGAAGGUUCUGAAAUUGCAAGCAUGCAAGUAUCUUAGUGACACAUCGUUGGAGCCUCUUUACAAAGGCAAUGCUCUCCCAGCUCUCUGUGAAUUGGACCUGUCGUAUGGCAUGCUCUGCCAGUCAGCGAUAGAGGAGUUGCUUGCUGGUUGUAGGCAUUUAACUCAUGUCAGCUUGAAUGGUUGCGUCAACAUGCAUGACUUGGAUUGGGGGUUUCACCGUAGUGGACUAUCUGAUGUCAACAGUUCGCAUGAAUUGUUUGGUGGCUCGUCUGGGGAAAAUUUGCUUCUGCAUGAGCACGAACCUAACCGCCUGCUCCAGAAUCUUAACUGUGUUGGCUGUCCAAAUAUUAAAAAGGUCGUUAUUCCUCCUACAGCAAGAUGUCUACAUCUGUCUUCUUUGAACCUUUCAUUGUCAUCAAACUUGAAGGAAGUUGAUAUAUCAUGCUGCAAUUUGCUCUUCCUCAACUUGAGCAAUUGUAACUCUUUGGAAAUUUUGAAGCUUGAUUGUCCACGAUUAACCAGUCUUUUUCUUCAGUCUUGUAGCAUCGACGAGGAAGCUGUUGAAACUGCUAUAACUCAUUGCAAUGUGCUGGAGACGCUUGAUGUUCGUUUUUGUCCAAAGAUAUCUCCGCUGAGCAUGAGCACACUACGCCUGGCAUGCCCGAGUUUGAAACGGAUCUUCAGCAGCUUAGCAACGACGUAAUACAAUCAGAAUUAUAAGACAUUAAUAGAGCAUGAUUUUUCUCGGUCACAAUAGUAGCAUGUCUUAUCACCUUAUGCUGCAUUGGUGUAUAUAAUGAGUUUUUUUCUUUCUUAGGAGUUGGGACAUAUUAGGUUGUCUGUUGCUUAGAAAUGUUAUAGGUUUGAUUUUUUGUUGUGUGUGACUACUACAUUGUUAUAAUUUAUUUCAACUUUCACACUUUGCUAUUUUUCCA
Molecule: messenger RNA, 3766 nt
Organism: Salvia miltiorrhiza (redroot sage)
Lineage: Eukaryota; Viridiplantae; Streptophyta; Magnoliopsida; Lamiales; Lamiaceae
Product: F-box/LRR-repeat protein 15-like
Exons: 17
Coding region: 475-3534 (1019 amino acids)
Molecular function (GO): protein binding
Source: RefSeq, a predicted model, not a curated record